CUCUGAUAGCAUUUGGGGGAGGGAUGCUCUUAGGGGGUACUUUAUUUUAUUUUCCACUUAAUAAAGCUGUGAGUGAAUGUGAAACAGGCUGGGAGAGUAACUGGGCAGCCGGGAGGGGGCAGCAGCUGAACACACUCCUCCCUCUUUCAUUACCCUUUUUUUUCUCUCCUCCCUAGCCAGGACUGAAAGAAUGUUCUCUCCGCCCAGGGGCGGUCGGUGGGCGUGGAUGCCGGCCGGCGUCGUCAAGUCUUAGAAAUAGCCUCAGUCGGCGAGGAUUCUGUGCAAUACCAGAGAGAGAAACGAAAAGGAGGGACCUGAAAGCCGACAGCCUUUGGCACUGAGAGCUCGCUUGCAAACGGGCUUCUUAAGGCAGAAAGGUCGGGUGGGGACAGCUGAUUUGCUCGCAAUCCUCUGGGAGCCUCGCGAAUCCUUUGUAGCAUCCGUCACCGGAGCCACAGGGCAACCCCGUAACUCAUCGUUGCUCGUGCAGCAGCUCCGAGGGUGGGGACGUUUUAAGCCGAGAACUGGGAAGAAAGCUCGGCUUCAGAGCCUUUGCUACGCGUUGCAAGGCUUGGUUUUUUUUGUUUUGUUUUUUUGGCAAGACUUAUUUUUUGGUUGCUUUUUAAAGGUCGUACUGUUAUAUCUACCGUACGCAUCGUUCCCCUUCUUUCUCCUCUCGGCUUUGUCUCGAGAGGUCUUUUGAUUUUAAAUUUCAUUUGCAAAUUUAGUGAGUUUAGUCAAGGCAAGGGCGAUACAGCCCCGAAAUCUCGCAGUGAAGAUGCCCUUGGAGCUGACUCAGAGUCGGAUGCAAAAGAUAUGGAUUCCUAUCGAUCACCGUCCUUCGCUGCCAAGAUCCUGUGGACCUCAGCUGACCAACUCACCUACAGUGAUUGUCAUGGUUGGACUCCCAGCUAGGGGAAAGACUUACAUGUCCAAGAAGUUGACACGCUACCUCAAUUGGAUUGGUGUGCCCACAAAAGUUUUCAAUGUCGGCGAGUACCGCAGGGAAGCGGUGAAGGAGUUCAGUUCUUAUAAUUUCUUCCAUCCUGACAAUGAAGAGGCCAUGAGAGUUCGGAAACAAUGUGCCUUAACUGCUUUGAGAGAUGUCCAGUUAUAUUUGAAAGAAGAAGGGGGUCAGAUUGCAGUUUUUGAUGCUACCAAUACCACAAAAGAGAGAAGAGAUAUGAUCCUUGAAUUUGCAAAAGAAAAUGACUUUAAGGUAUUUUUCAUCGAGUCUGUAUGUGAUGAUCCUUCUGUAGUCGCCUCCAACAUUAUGGAAGUUAAACUCUCCAGCCCUGAUUAUAAAGAUUGCGGCUCAGCAGAAGCCGUGGAGGACUUCAUGAAAAGAAUUAAUUGCUAUCAAGCCACCUACCAACCUCUUGACCCAGAUAACUAUGAUAGGAAUCUGUCACUGAUCAAGGUGCUUGAUGUUGGCCGCCGAUUCCUGGUAAACAGAGUCCAAGAUUAUAUCCAGAGCAGAAUAGUUUAUUACCUGAUGAACAUCCAUGUUCAGCCCCGGACCAUCUACUUAUGUCGCCAUGGGGAGAGCGAGUACAACAUCCUAGGGAGAAUUGGUGGAGACUCUGGCUUGUCCAUCCGGGGGAAGAAGUUCUCCGUCGCCUUGUGCAAGUUUCUUGAGGAGCAGAAUUUGAAAGACCUUAAAGUAUGGACCAGUCAACUUAAAAGGACUAUCCAGACAGCAGAAGCCCUCAAACUACCUUAUGAACAGUGGAAGGCCCUCAAUGAAAUUGAUGCUGGAGUCUGUGAAGAGAUGACCUAUGAUGAGAUCAAGGACGCUUAUCCUGAGGAAUAUGCCCUUCGUGAUCAGGACAAAUAUUAUUAUCGCUAUCCUACUGGAGAGUCUUAUCAAGACCUAGUUCAGCGCUUGGAGCCAGUGAUCAUGGAAUUGGAGAGACAGGAAAAUGUAUUGGUCAUCUGCCAUCAAGCUGUCAUGCGCUGCCUUUUGGCCUAUUUUCUAGACAAGAGUGCAGAUGAAAUGCCAUAUUUGAAAUGUCCCCUCCACACAGUGUUGAAAUUGACACCUGUGGCCUAUGGUUGCCGUGUGGAGUCCAUUUAUUUGAAUGUGGAAGCAGUAAACACACACCGGGAAAGGUCCGAGGAAGCAAAGAGGGGACCUAACCCGCUCAUGAGACGCAAUAGUGUUACCCCACUAGCCAGCCCUGAGCCUACCAAAAAGCCUCGAAUCAACAGCUUUGAGGAGCAUAUGGCUUCCACUUCUGCUGCCCUGCCCAGCUGCCUGCCCCGGGAGGUGCCCACGCAACCUUUACUAGGGAAAGCCUGUUUAACCUGAAUAAUGCAUCAACCCAAUUUUGACUCUUCCUGAAACUCUGAAACAAAUGAAACCAAUUGCAUUCCAUUGCCAUUUCUGAAGCUUGGCUUAUGCCCCUCCAUUUAAUCUGGGGCCCUGAUAAUCCCAACUGCUGCUUCCAUAAAACUGACCGAAUUUUUGGGGUGAGGGGGUGGAAUUAUUCCCUCUUGAUUCCCAUCAUUCAACCAUCUUGUGACUUCAAGGCCGUGUAUAGCCCUUCUGCUGUAAAGAAUCGUCAAUUUUUCAUUUUACUUUUUUUUCCUCAUCUCAUUCUUCAGUCUCAAUGGAUGUCUCUGGCACCCUCUGGAAAGGCUUUGGGAAGUGUGAGAAAGGGAGAAUUGGCUGAGAAGAGAACGUCUCUGCUUCUUUUCUACCUUUCUACCUUAGCAGUUAUCUCAGGAUGGCAGGUCAGAAUUUAACAGGAUAAUUCAAGAUAGCUGGCCUCUUGAACCAUCCACUUUUUGUUUUGUCCUCUGAAGACCGGGAGUAGAACCAGCAUAUGAUGGCUUGGAGGUGGUUAUGUGCAAACAAAAUUUGGAUUUGGAGAAGUAGACCUCUUCAGGAAUUCAUGAGACAGAAAUCUUGCUAUUUGACUAAAGCAAAGAAUUACUCUCCUUUGUUUUUAUUCAGAGUCUGUUUUUUUCUCCAAGCAGAAUAUGAGAAUGGGCACCAAUGAGAAGACACCAUUCUCUUCAAACUGCUUGUAUUUGCACCUUCUGUGGAAGAAACAGGAUGAAAAAUCCAUACUUUUUUCCCACAGAACUUGAACAUGGAUCACAGGAGCUGGGUCAGGUUGUGAACUGGAAAUAUUGGCAGGGUAGGAAACAUCUGCAGGGCAAAGCUUGUUUCCCAAAGAGUUGUGCAGCUCCAAAGUGAGAGUCUUGUUAGGAGUCCGAGUUAGCGGACUAUCCCUGGAGGGCUGAGGGAGGAGGAUAGAAUAGCCAGUACCAAAAGACUGCCUGCUUUCAGUUCAAUAUUGAGCAUCCGCUGUCUCCCUAGCAUUGGUCCAGGUGCUCAUCGACUAGAGUGCAGAGGUAGGGGAGAUUUCCAUAACACAGAUGGCCUUCAGGUGCCAUUUCUCUUGGCUCCACAAGUGGGACACAGAGAAGGCCUUUGGGGGAAAUGGUUCAGGGAGGAAGAGUCAGACCACAGUGCCUCAUAGGUUAAUCAAUUAGUAGGCUCUUAAAGACCCAUGCACUGGGCUUGCACUCCAGAGUUCCUGUGUGUUCACACCUGUUCUCAUUCUAGAGCUCAUAUUUGAUAUUUAUUGGCAGCCCAGUGACAAGUCAGAUUGUCAUAAACAUGCCUAAGAUCCUCCCUUUCUUAAAAAACCAUCUUGUCAAUCAUCCAUCUUGUGGAUGUGCACGCAGGCCCAAGUGCAUGUUUAUAUAAACGUGAAUUGAACUCACUUUGUUCUUUGAUAGAUUGCUGUAAUCUGCUUUCUUGUACUCAUUUCUGUUUUUAAUGGACAGAAGGUGGCCAAGAAUAGAAUUUUGUUUAAUUAGUUCAUCGUGAGGAUCUCUAGGAUGUUUGCUCUUUUUUAAAACAAGCAGCUAGCAUUACCUAAUGAGUGAGGAGGAGGAAUAUAUCCAGAGAUCCUAGAGAUGAUGCUUCUUAUGUUAGAAGCAAGUAGUGGUAGUAUUAGUAGUAGGCUGAACUACACUGAAGCAUUUCAUUAAGGAGGUAUGCUUCAUUGCACAGUGGGAGUCUUUGCUGGGACUACUGAUUUUUAUUUUUCCAUGUUCCUUUGGAACCAGUUUUCUGAACUUUGUAUAUUUGUUUGGGGGACACAACUCUUUCCCCUCCCCCCCAUUCUAUAUCCUGAGAGUAGCAGAACUCUUUUUAAGAAUUGAGAAAGGGGAGAAACUGAACCACAUCCAUGAUACUGUUUUUAUUUGUAAUACUUGAAAUUUAUUUUUUUAAUAUUAUUUUGAUAGCAAAUGCUAUUUAUUUAUUUAAUGUAUAUGGUGGUGCCAGGUGUGUGAGAGUGAGAGAUGUGUCUGGGUUGGGAGCAUUUUUUUCCUAAACUUGUGAUUUAGUAGGUGUGCUUUAUGUUUGUCUUUAAUAAUCACCUGGGAUAAACUCUGCUAGCUUGUAAACAGGGUAUGCCUUUCAGAAAUUUGUAUAUUUUGCAGUUGCUAGACAAAUAAAAAUAUCUUGUUAAAGUA
Antechinus flavipes (yellow-footed antechinus) is the source of this 4497-nucleotide messenger RNA. RefSeq names its product 6-phosphofructo-2-kinase/fructose-2,6-biphosphatase 3 (gene PFKFB3). Gene Ontology annotation, biological process: fructose 2,6-bisphosphate metabolic process; fructose metabolic process. The record is from RefSeq and is a predicted model, not a curated record. Lineage: Eukaryota; Metazoa; Chordata; Mammalia; Dasyuromorphia; Dasyuridae. The coding region runs from base 779 to 2311 and encodes 510 amino acids. The transcript is spliced from 16 exons. Gene Ontology annotation, cellular component: cytosol. Gene Ontology annotation, molecular function: 6-phosphofructo-2-kinase activity; fructose-2,6-bisphosphate 2-phosphatase activity; ATP binding.